AUGGAAGACAAAAGGUUGGACUGUGAUAUUGUGAUUUACAACAUCUUGAUUGAUGGUUUCUGCAAUGUUGAGGAACUUACGACUGCAGUAGAAAUCUUUAGUGGUCUUCCUGCAAAAGGAUUGAAACCUAAUGUUCGGACUUACACUAUAAUAAUCAAAGGAUUUUGCAAGAAUGGACUAGUUGAUGAAGCGAGUGAGCUGCUUGAGAAAAUGGAUGGUAACGGUUGUUCACCUGACGAUCGCACAUAUAACACAUUAAUCCAAGGGUUUUUGCAACAUAGAGAGACAUCAAAGGCAAUGAAAUAUCUCAAAAUGAUGGUUGACAAGGGAUUUUCAGCAAACGCAACAACUUUUGCCUUGUUUACUGACUUGUUAUUGUCUAAUCAAGUAGAUGAAAAUAUUCAAGAGCUGCUUCCAAAGUUUGAGUGA
Molecule: messenger RNA, 429 nt
Organism: Quercus lobata
Lineage: Eukaryota; Viridiplantae; Streptophyta; Magnoliopsida; Fagales; Fagaceae
Product: putative pentatricopeptide repeat-containing protein At1g12700, mitochondrial
Exons: 1
Coding region: 1-429 (142 amino acids)
Molecular function (GO): protein binding
Source: RefSeq, a predicted model, not a curated record